GUCUCAGCUAUUCAAUCUUUGCAGAUCUGCGCUGUUAAAGCAAAUGGGAGAUUCAUGCAAAGACUGUAGGAACUGGAAAGAGGAAAUCUUUUGGACCCAUUUUCAGUCCAUUCAUUUCUCCCAAUUUCUCCAUGCUGAUUUUCUUCAGCGCUUGGAAAUACCGGAAAAGUUUGCCAAGAAUGUGAAGAAAAGGCUUCCAGAAAAUGUGACUCUUAAAGGUCCCAGUGGUGUCAUAUGGGAUGUAGGACUGACAGCAGCAGACGAUGAUACCUUGUUCUUCUGUGGCGGAUGGAAAACUUUUGUAAAAGACCAUUCGUUGAUCGAGAAUGACUUGUUGAUCUUCAAAUACAAUGGGGUGUCCCAUUUCGAUGUUCUGAUAUUUGAUGGCAAGAGCUUAUGUGAGAAAGCAUGUUCUUAUUUUGCGAGGAAGUGUAUGCACACGGAAUCCGACUGUGGACACCAAAUGAAAAGGAAAGCGAGUGAAAAUCCUGAUGAACUUGUUCACAAGUCUUCUCGGUGUGGCCUUGAAAGCAGUCCGGAAAAAUCCACCAACAAUGACACCGACGCCAGGCCAUCCAGGAAUGCUAUUCAGUACGCGGCUACUAAUAAGAAGAAGAAGAUCGAGAAUUUGGAUUCCGGUGCUCGGUCCAUCACACCAAAGAGGAGCCUUGCAAGCAAAAAACUAUCCACUUUUCCUGUAGGAGUGAAGGUUGAAAGACAAGAAACUGAUGAUUCAGAGUAUGAACAUACAACAUCAGAUGGCGAUGUCUUCGUCUCGUUGUGGCAUGCAACGGGUAAAAGGGUUGCGACCCGAGCUGAGAAAAUGAAUGCUCUCUUAAAGGCACAAGAAGUUGUAACCGAUGAAGGUUUUAUGGUAGUUAUGAAGCCCACACAUGUUGACAGAAAGUUUUAUAUGUCUAUCCCCAUUGCAUGGGUGGUUAAACAUCUCUUUAAAACAAAGACAGAUGUGAUUCUUCGUAUGGAUCAGCGUACAUGGAGGACCCGAUUUUAUUAUCACCGAACUCGCAAAAGCGGAGGGCUUUCAGGUGGAUGGAGGAAGUUUGUGAACGACAACAACAUAGAAGAACAUGAUGUGUGUAUUUGAGCCUGCAAAUAUAGGAAGUAAACCAAU
Molecule: messenger RNA, 1132 nt
Organism: Hibiscus syriacus
Lineage: Eukaryota; Viridiplantae; Streptophyta; Magnoliopsida; Malvales; Malvaceae
Product: B3 domain-containing protein REM16-like
Exons: 5
Coding region: 44-1105 (353 amino acids)
Molecular function (GO): DNA binding
Source: RefSeq, a predicted model, not a curated record